Messenger RNA from Trematosphaeria pertusa, 753 nucleotides. RefSeq lists its product as uncharacterized. The record is from RefSeq and is a predicted model, not a curated record. Lineage: Eukaryota; Fungi; Ascomycota; Dothideomycetes; Pleosporales; Trematosphaeriaceae. The transcript is spliced from 2 exons. Bases 1 to 753 code for a protein of 250 amino acids.
AUGAUGAGCAUGAAGUGGGAACGCAGGGAGCAGGAGCACAAGAGAAGGGAGUCGUUGAGCGAAGGGACCGUUCCAUCGAAACCACGUGCCUUCUUUGCUCGACGGCCUAGGACGUGUAAUCAGCAAUUCCAGUCCGUCUUCUUUUCCAGACUGCCCUCGGAGGUGAGGAAGAUGGUUUAUGGAUACGUGUUGAACGAUGAGCCGUUCUUGCAUGUCACGUUCGACUCCGCGUAUGGGUUUUGCAUUCCAAAUUGCCCUGGAGCGAUAAGGUGGUCCCUGGGCCAAGAAUGGGAAGUUUGUAGGUCCGUGAUCGAACAUGUAGAAUGCAUGGCAGUCCAUGAUCGCUAUUGGAACUGUGCUGCUUUCGGCGUGCCCGAUCCCGAAACUAGGAUCCGAUACACGUUUCUGCUACUCUUGAGGACUUGUCGGCGCAUUUAUACCGAGGCGAUCGAUCUUGUGUAUGCGGAGAAUACGUUCGUUCUCGCUGUUGGCUUUAACCUAGCCAACUUCAUCAAGUCCGCUCCGCCGUGCCAUACCAACCUAAUUAGGUACCUAGUCCUGUACGUUUCCCCUCGCACCAGGGUGCCAUCGGCGGAAUGGGAAGAGACACUCAGCAUCCUGGGAAGAAUGUCCGGGUUGAGGGAAUGUCGGAUUAUAGCACACGAGCCACAUGAUAUCACGCCCCGCGCACUAGCUGUGGCGCUGAGGGAACUUCCGAACAAGCACGUCUUCGUAGUGCAGUUCGUGCCCUAG